GCGACGCGUUCUUCAAAUAUCUGAUGGCAUUGAACAUAUUGGCAAAAUCCGCUGGGAAUUGGCUGGGACCCUUUUACUUGUAUGGAUUUUGUGUUACUUCUGUAUUUGGAAGGGAGUCAAAUGGACGGGCAAGGUUGUUUACUUCACUGCUCUAUUUCCAUAUGUUUUGUUGACUAUACUGCUUAUCCGUGGUAUAACACUGCCAGGAGGUUUUGAGGGGAUAAAAUUCUAUGUGAUACCAAACUUUUCCAAACUUACGGAAUCAGAAGUAUGGAUCGAUGCCGUUACCCAAAUGUUCUUUUCCUACGGUCUAGGCCUUGGGACCUUAGUUGCCCUUGGCAGUGAUAACAAAUUUACUAAUAACGUCUAUAAGGAUGCGUUAAUUGUAUGCACAGUUAACUCAAGUACAAGCAUGUUUGCUGGAUUCGUGAUCUUUUCGGUUGUGGGUUUUAUGGCGCACGAACAGCAAAGACCGGUAGCAGAAGUUGCGGCAUCUGGUCCCGGUUUAGCAUUUUUAGUAUAUCCUUCGGCAGUGCUCCAACUACCUGGAUCUCCAUUGUGGUCCUGCUUGUUUUUCUUUAUGCUACUACUUAUUGGCCUUGAUUCGCAAUUCUGCACCAUGGAAGGGUUUAUCACAGCAAUUAUUGAUGAGUGGCCACAACUGCUGCGGAAACGCAAAGAAAUAUUCAUUGCUGUUGUAUGCGCACUAAGUUAUCUUGUUGGCCUUACAUGUAUAUCCCAGGGUGGAAUGUAUAUUUUCCAAAUUUUGGAUUCAUACGCUGUUAGCGGCUUUUGUUUGCUUUGGCUAAUAUUUUUUGAAUGUAUAUCGAUAUCGUGGUUCUAUGGCGUUGACCGUUUUUAUGAUGGUAUAAAAGAUAUGAUCGGCUAUUAUCCAAUGGUUUGGUGGAAGUUCUGUUGGUGUGUUACGACUCCGCUUAUUUGCUUGGGCGUGUUCUUCUUUAACAUAGUUCAAUGGAAACCAAUUAAGUAUUUAGAUUAUAACUAUCCAUGGUGGGCACAUGCUUUUGGUUGGUUCACAGCAUUGUCGUCGAUGCUUUAUAUACCAGCUUAUAUGUUUUGGCUUUGGAAGAAAACACCCGGAGAUACAGGCGAGAAAGUCCGAGCGAUCAUUCGAAUAGAUGAAGAUAUAAAGCAUCUCAGAGAUAAAAUGCAACAACAGACAACUAAAAACGUGGAGCUUUAUACUCUUUAGAGUAAAUUCAUUACAACCUAGGUUAAGAAACAUAUAUCCAUUUUUUUCAUUUUAACUAAAUAGUGAUUCCAGGAAAGCUUUUAGAGAUGCAUUAUAUAAAUACUUGUCCAAAAUUGUCUAGAAUUUUAAGCAUUAGAAAUUUGCCCAAAAGUCUUAAAAUGUAACUUUUACUAGAAGUGAUAGGGAAUGAAUUAUUUAUAAUUUAAGAUAGAAUUACAGUUACGGCAGGCAUGUAUAGUAAGUUUAUAAUUAUUUCAGGCUAGUAUAUAUAUAGUUUAUAUAGCGGGUUUUUCCAUUUUGGGGGAUUCACACUUGUUCCUGGGCUACAACGUUUUAAGUGAUAUAUUUACAAAAUAUAUACUUAAUGGAAAUAAUUUAAGUAGUUCAACUUAAAAUACGUUAUGGGAUUUAGAUUUUUUUUAAUUGAAUUUAUUCUAUUGUAAAUUAUUGAGGUCCUUCUCUUCUGCGCUUACUUUUUUUUAAAAAAUAUAUUAGAUAAUUAUAUCUAGAUAAUUACCUUGCCUUACUGAAAUUUCACAUUCAACGUAUAUAAAAAGAAAAAAACAAUUUAAAUGCUUACAAAUGCAAAGAAUUGUGUUUUUCUAGAUACCAAAAUAUUGUAUUAUUUUAAAUUAUUUAAAAUUUUUACUUUAAUCGAUAUAUUGCUAAUAAUAUACUGUUCAGUUGAUAAAAGUUUGAAUUUGUAAAUAUUGUUAAUUUCUGAGUAAAUUGCUUAAGUGUUGUCUUA
This is a messenger RNA of Ceratitis capitata (Mediterranean fruit fly), 1961 nucleotides long. Its product is annotated as sodium- and chloride-dependent GABA transporter 1-like. NCBI's taxonomy places the organism in Eukaryota, Metazoa, Arthropoda, Insecta, Diptera, Tephritidae. The record is from RefSeq and is a predicted model, not a curated record. Gene Ontology annotation, cellular component: membrane. Gene Ontology annotation, biological process: sodium ion transmembrane transport.